UGCGUGCUUUGUUGAUUUCUCUUGAUUUACCAAACAAAAAUUAAUAAUUUCUUUCUUUUUCUGCCAUAAAAAUAUAUUCGGAUUUAUUUCAAGGCAGCAGUAAACAUGAGUAUGGAUACCACAAACAAUGAGACUAGUAAACCUGUUCGGAAAUACUACGAUCGUACCAAAUCUGACGACUUGCAAAUCUCUCGAACUGAUAUGAAUAUGCUGAUUAUGAAUUAUUUAGUAACAGAGGGUUUCAAAGAAGCUGCACUGAAGUUUCAACAGGAAGCUGGGUUACAGGAGCCAGCAUUAUGUAGCUCAUUAGACGAGCGCAUUAUGAUCAGGGAGGCUGUACAGAGUGGGCGCAUCCCGGAAGCUAUAUCCAUGGUCAACGCUCUACACCCAGAACUGUUGGACAAUGAUAGAUACUUGUACUUCCAUCUUCAGCAAUUGCAAUUAUUGGAGCUGAUAAGAGCAGGACGGGCAGAGGAGGCCCUGGCCUUUGCUAGUGCUACAUUAGCUGAGGCCGGGGCCAACGACCGCAAUGCUCUGACGGAGCUGGAGAGGUCACUGGCGCUCUUGGCCUUCCCUGAUCCACAUUCAUCACCAUUUGCUGACCUGCUGCUCCCAUCUCACAGUCAGAAAAUUGCAAGUGAACUGAAUGCUGCCAUUUUGAAGAUGGAGAAUCAGGAGUACACAAACCCUAAGCUGUGUAGUUUGUUGCGUAUGAUAUUGUGGUCCCAGAGCGAGCUCGACAAGCAUAAUAUUAAGUACCCAAAGAUGACAGACCUCGCUAAUGCCACCAUUGAACAACCAAAAUGAAAGUCGGUCACAUUCGAUAAAAAUUACUACUCUGAUGAUUGAAUUACAGAUAGUAUAAACAUAAUUUAAUAAUAUUAAUAUUUAAAAUAAGUAGUUUAUUUCAGUGACAAAUGUAAGGGCAGAAUUUAUAAAUUACAAUAAAAUGUCAUAAGUA
Messenger RNA from Aricia agestis (brown argus), 961 nucleotides. RefSeq names its product glucose-induced degradation protein 8 homolog (gene Hou). Lineage: Eukaryota; Metazoa; Arthropoda; Insecta; Lepidoptera; Lycaenidae. The transcript has 4 exons. Gene Ontology annotation, molecular function: protein binding. Gene Ontology annotation, biological process: proteasome-mediated ubiquitin-dependent protein catabolic process. The coding region runs from base 106 to 807 and encodes 233 amino acids. Gene Ontology annotation, cellular component: nucleus; cytoplasm. The record is from RefSeq and is a predicted model, not a curated record.